Molecule: messenger RNA, 2364 nt
Organism: Dendrobium catenatum
Lineage: Eukaryota; Viridiplantae; Streptophyta; Magnoliopsida; Asparagales; Orchidaceae
Product: protein CHUP1, chloroplastic
Exons: 6
Coding region: 444-2210 (588 amino acids)
Biological process (GO): chloroplast organization
Cellular component (GO): chloroplast outer membrane
Source: RefSeq, a predicted model, not a curated record
AAAAAAUUAUUUUAUUUAAAUGAUUUUGAGAAUAUCUGUAAAAUUAAAAUUUAAUGUUAAUUUUGAACUAAAAUUCAUUAUAUCCAAUCAUUUGAUACUUCAUAAAAUUUAUUAAUUAUUUUCAAGCUUAAUUUCUAGCUACAAGCGACAAAUGAGCCCCACACAAACCAACAAAAUUUCAUUUGGAUUCUAUUCAUUAAAUAAUCAAAUUUAAAUAUCAUAUUUAUAUUUAAAUUGGACUUUUUUUAUUUUUGGAAAAUUUUAUAUUGGAUUUAUUCAUUGACGAACGAGCGAGCCGAUCUUCCUGAGCGCCUCUGCUCCUUUUCCCGCCCAUCGCCCUACAAAAAGAAAAAAACAAAUAAAUACAAAGGGCAAACCCAUUAUAGUCUUGUAGAAAUAAAAGAGUAGAGGGGCGAAGUAGACAGAGACGAGAAGAAGCUUUAAUGGUAGCCGGAAAGGUGAAGAAGGUGAUGGGUCUACAGAAAAGCCCCGCAACGCCAAAGCUUGAAACAGCGCCUUCGCAGCGGUCUUCGUCGCUUCCGAACUCGCCUCUCUCCGCCGGCAAGGUGACAGUCUUUUCUCGCUCAGUCGGUGUCUAUUUCCCACGAUCUUCCGCGCAGGUUCAGCUCCGUUCACCCAGCAUCGCCGACCUCUUUCGCCUUAUCGAAGACCUGCAAGAGACGGAGUCCCGCCUGAGAACAGAGCUUCUGGAACAGAAGAUACUCAAGGAGACGGUAUCCAUCGUGCCGUUUCUAGAGAAGGAGGUCGCUGCCAAAGACGAAGAUCUGGAUCGCACCAGGAAGAUCGUGGAGGGGCUGGAAGCGGAGACCCGCGCCCUGCGGAUCGAGGUGGAGACGUUGCGUGUCAGGAUUCAGGAAAUAGAGGAGGAGGCGCGGCGGAGGGGCAAGGAGGUGGAGGAGUUGCGGCGGACGGUAACAGAGCAGCAAAGCGAGUUGAAGCGAUUCUGUGAAAAUGGGUGUUCGUCAUCAGAGCAGUUUCAAGGGCUGAUUGACGCCUCUGCGAAGUCGAUCCUUCUGAAAAAUGUUCGAAAAUCCACGAAUCCCAUUGUCGUCGUCUCUAAUCACGAAGCAUCUAAACUGGAGUUCAAAGAUCGGAUGCGAGAAGAGGGAGAAUCGGAACGGCUGUAUCAACAUAAUAACUGCGAAAUGGAAGAGAUCUUGAAACCUAGAAAAGCUCCUAGGGUACCGAACCCUCCUCCGUUGCCAUCUGCUUCACUCGCAAAUUCCUUGUCGCCAACUAUGGCUUCCGGAAAUAGAAACGUCGGUUCUAUGCUGGCCAGAUUUCAGGCUAUAAAGCCGCCUCUUCCUCCUCCGCCUCCACCGCCUCCGCCGCCGCCUUCGGCUGCGAAAGGUCGGAGAAUGGGCGCUGCAGCGGUGCGCCGGGCGCCGGAAGUAGUCGAGUUCUACCACUCGCUGAUGCGGCGGGAUUCGAGGCGGGAUUCCAGUGGCGGAGUUUCCGACGCUAUGGCGGUGGCGAACACCCGAAAAAUGAUCGGCGAGAUUGAGAACCGGUCGGCUCACCUUCACGCUAUCAAAAGGGAGGUGGAGACUCAGGGCGAUUUUAUACGUUUUUUGAUAAAGGCGGUGGAGAGCGCGGCGUUCUCCGACAUUGAAGACCUUGUAGCCUUCGUAAAAUGGCUCGAUCAUGAGCUUUCCUUCCUGGUCGAUGAGAGGGCAGUGCUGAAGCAUUUUGAUUGGCCGGAGGCGAAGUCUGAUGCGAUGCGGGAGGCUGCUUUUGAGUAUUGCGAUCUUCGGAAGUUGGAGUCGGAGGCGUCCUCUUUCUGCGAUGAUCCAAGACAGCCCCGUGCUUCCGCCCUCAAAAAGAUGCAGAGCCUUCUGGAAAAAUUAGAGCUUGCCGUGUAUAAUCUUUCACGUGUUCGAGAGAUUGCGAUGGAGCGAUACAAGAAUUUCCAGAUCCCUUGGGAGUGGAUGCUCGACUGCGGAAUUGUUAGUCAGAUCAAGCUAGCUUCUGUUAAAUUGGCAAUGAAGUACAUGAAAAGAGUUUCUUUCGAAAUAGAAGCUAUACUGGGCCCUGAAGAGGAAGAUCUCAUGCUACGGGGUGUUAGGUUUGCCUUCCGAGUGCACCAGUUCGCCGGAGGCUUUGAUGUGGAAACAAUGUGCGCUUUUCAAGAACUCAAAGAGAAAGCUCGGAAAGUUGAAGCUCACGAGCAGAAGAAUCAACAGCAGUGACAAAAAGUUUUGUUAGACGCAUCGAUCGAGUUCAUUAGAAUUAUCAACCUCUGGCCUUUUUAUUGUUAGGGCGCAGGUUUUUUUUUUUCUCCAUCUUAUGUCAAUAAUGUUUUGAACUGUGCUAUUAGGUUCUAACUUCUAAGAGAGUUUUUUC